GAUACGGUCGUGGCUACGAAGGUGAAGGCGGUGCUUCUGCUGCUGCAUCUGCCGGUGGAGCAGGACGUGGUGCAGGCGGUGAAGGAAGAGACGCUGGAGCUGCUGCUGCAGGAGGACGUGGACCUGGAAGACAAGGCGAAGGAGCUGAUGCCGCUGCCGCCGCCGCUGCUGCUGCUGCGGCUGCCGCUGGAGGAUAUGGAGGCAGAGGAUACGGUCGUGGCUACGGAGGUGAGGGCGGUGCUUCUGCUGCUGCAUCUGCCGGUGGAGCAGGACGUGGUGCAGGCGGUGAAGGAAGAGACGCUGGAGCUGCUGCUGCUGCUGCCGCUGCUGCUGCUGCAGCCGCUGCUGGACGAGGUGGUUACGGAGGCAGAGGUGGAGAGGGUGCUGGCGGUGCCGCUGCUGCCUCUGCUGCUGGAGCAGGACGUGGAGCUGGAGGACAAGGCGAAGGAGCUGCUGCCGCUGCCGCCGCCGCUGCUGCUGCUGCGGCUGCCGCUGGAGGUUAUGGAGGCGUAGGAUAUGGUCGUGGCUACGGAGGUGAGUCCAGUGCUUCUGCUGCAGCUUCUGCGGGUGGAGCUAGACGUGGUGCAGGCGGUGAAGGAAGAGACGCUGGAGCUGCUGCUGCUGCUGCCGCUACUGCAGCUGCAGCCGCUGCUGGACGAGGUGGUUACGGAGGCAGAGGUGGAGAGGGUGCUGGCGGUGCCGCGCUGCUGCUCUGCUGCUGGAGCAGGACGUGGAGCUGGAGGACAAGGCGAAGGAGCUGCUGCCGCUGCCGCCGCCGCUGCUGCUGCUGCGGCUGCCGCUGGAGGGUAUGGAGGCAGAGGAUACGGUCGUGGCUACGGAAGGUGAGGGCGGUGCUUCUGCUGCUGCAUCUGCCGGUGGAGCAGGACGUGGUGCAGGCGGGCGGUGCUUCUGCUGCUGCAUCUGCCGGUGGAGCAGGACGUGGUGCAGGCGGUGAAGGAAGAGACGCUGGAGCUGCUGCUGCUGCUGCCGCUGCUGCUGCUGCAGCCGCUGCUGGACGAGGUGGUUACGGAGGCAGAGGUGGAGAGGGUGCUGGCGGUGCCGCUGCUGCUGCUGCUGCUGCAGGAGGACGUGGACCUGGAAGACAAGGCGAAGGAGCUGAUGCCGCUGCCGCCGCCGCUGCUGCAGCUGCGGCUGCCGCUGGAAGCUAUGGAGGACGCGGAUUAGGUGAUGGAUACAGAGCUGGUUCUGGUGGAGCUGCUGCUGCGUCUGCUACUGGAGCUGGAUCUGGUGCAAGAGGACGAGGCUCUGACUUCAUUACCGAUGCUGCUGCUCUAGCAUCUGCUGCUGCUUCUGCUUUCGGUUCAGGAGGUUACGGCGGCAGAGAAUACGAAACUAGUUCUAGCGCUGCUGCGUCUUCUGCUGCUAGUAGUUCUGUUGAUAGGUCAACUGUAUAUUCGACUAUUUCGCGAUUGUCAUCGUCUUCUUCUUCGUCCAGAGUUUCUUCUGCAGCUUCUGCUCUUGCUUCUGGUGGUGCAUUCAAUGCUAACGCAUUGUCUUCAGUUAUUUCAAGUCUGUCGUCUCAAGUUCGUUCUUCGUCUUCAGAUCUCUCCGGAUGUGAAGUGCUCGUCCAGGUUCUGUUAGAAGUUUUGUCAGCCCUUGUGCAUAUCUUGAGUUCGUCAAAUAUUGGUCCAAUUGAUUUGAGUUCCGUAACUUCAGCCUCAAAUAUUGUUUCUAACUCACUUUAUGCGUUAGCAUGAAGCAAAGUGUGUUAAAAUUUAAUAUUUUCUGAACGUGUAACAUUUAUUCAGAAAUAAAUAAAUACAUUGCAUGAUAUAAAGUUAUC
Molecule: messenger RNA, 1804 nt
Organism: Stegodyphus dumicola
Lineage: Eukaryota; Metazoa; Arthropoda; Arachnida; Araneae; Eresidae
Source: RefSeq, a predicted model, not a curated record